GCGUCACUGAGAGAAUCCAGGCCUCACUGGAGAAAGACGUGCUCGAAUUUACCAUACACAAGACGAGAGGCAGCCAGAAGAAAGAAAGGAUUACCACUAACAAUAUUGCAUACAAGAACCACCACUGGUCCCGCCAGGGGAAGGUGCUGUCCAAGAAGACAGUGUAAGAAAUAGUGCGAACAAUGGAGGAAAAUUAUGCCAAUGUUGAACCAAAACCUUCAACAAAUCACACAGGUCCAACAAGCUCUGAGGAGAGUUCAUAUUUAGGUGUUACUAUCUUUCUGGGACUGCUCAGUAUUUUCCUGUUGCUUGGACUCGUCACUCUUGUUGUCUUUUAUGGUCACUCAGCUGCAGAGCUCUCUGACAUCAAAGGCAACAUGACUGUGUUUCUCCAGACCAGCAAAGACAAACUCUCCUCCAUGACUGAGGAGAGAGACCUGCUGAAAGCCAACCUGAUUAAAAUGACUGAGGAGAGAGACCUUCUGAACGCCAACCUGACUGAAAUGACUGAGGAGAGAGACCUGCUGAACAUCAGCCUGACUAAAAUAACUAAAGAGAUGGAAAGACUUCAGAAUUUGCCUAAACAGAUUCUUCCAAGGAAAACAUGUCCUGAAGGAUGGAAAAUGUUCAGUUGUACCUGUCAUUUCCUCUCUGAAGCGUCUGGUUCCUGGGAUGAAGGCAGACAGGACUGUAGAAACAGAGGAGCAGAUCUGGUGGUGAUAGACAGCCCUGAAGAACAGACGUCAAUCUCUGGCUUCAUCAAGAAAGACACUUGGAUUGGUUUGAAUGACACAGAAAAGGAAGGGACCUGGAAAUGGAUUGAUGGGACUCCAAUGACUCUGAACUACUGGGGCCCAAAUCAACCUGAUAAUGGAGGUGCAAGUGGCAGGUGGGGGGAAGAAGACUGUGCACACAUCUCAGCCGGCGGCAACUUUCCUUGGAAUGAUGCUUCAUGUUCAAAAUCUCUGCCAUGGAUGUGUGAAAAAAUACCAUAACAUUGUUAAAUUUGUAAAUGUUUUACCAAUUCAGCUAUUGAAUUAUUCAUAUUUUUCAGCUUGGGUAUUAUUUAACUUGUGUGACUGCAAAAUGCAACUUUUUGUACAUAACAACAAAUGAUUAUGAAGACAUCUCUUAAAAAGACAAACUUUACAUUUGUGAGAUUGCAGCUUUCUGAAAAUAAAUAAUAAAAAAUAUAUUCUCUAUUUUCAAAUAAAUUAUAGUGAUACUUUUGUUUGCUCUAAAUUAAAGCAUGUGUCUGUUAACAAGGGAAAUAGAUUGGGGGUGGUACCCAAGGAGCCCUAGGUCUCUGACAAGGAAUAAAUUGGGCAGACAUGGAAAAGUUCAUAAACAGAGGAAAUACCAGUGUUAUAGACACAAAGAAACGGGUGUGACCAACGGCGAUAAGGUACAUGCAAAGGUUAGAGAAUGGCCACUGUGCUUUAAUUGUGUUUCUAAAAAUUGUAAGAUCUUAGCUUUUCGGUUUUUUUUUCUUUUUUUUUUUCGGUAAUAAUAAAUAAAUUGCCCUAAAUUAAUUGUCCACAGUUUUCAUUUGGUGAACGCAGAUCCCUCUGUAGACACUUUUUGUAGUGUAGUUGUGUGUGAAUAGUUUGUUGUGCCUGAUGCUGCGUCUCUGUCAUGUGUACAGUGUACACUUCAGUUUGAGUAGUGGGACAUGAGGUUUAGGCUUCUUAUUGGCUAAU
Molecule: messenger RNA, 1700 nt
Organism: Mugil cephalus (flathead mullet)
Lineage: Eukaryota; Metazoa; Chordata; Actinopteri; Mugiliformes; Mugilidae
Product: CD209 antigen-like protein C
Exons: 8
Coding region: 183-995 (270 amino acids)
Source: RefSeq, a predicted model, not a curated record